Messenger RNA from Pistacia vera, 1068 nucleotides. Its product is annotated as eukaryotic translation initiation factor 3 subunit G-like. The record is from RefSeq and is a predicted model, not a curated record. NCBI's taxonomy places the organism in Eukaryota, Viridiplantae, Streptophyta, Magnoliopsida, Sapindales, Anacardiaceae. The transcript has 2 exons. The coding region runs from base 11 to 892 and encodes 293 amino acids. Gene Ontology annotation, molecular function: translation initiation factor activity; RNA binding. Gene Ontology annotation, cellular component: eukaryotic translation initiation factor 3 complex; cytoplasm.
CAAUACAACAAUGUCAGUGUCGACCCAAAACCCGACCCAGCCGAAGAUCCGAUGGGGAGAACUCGACGAGGACGAUGGCGAGGAUUUGGACUUCCUCUUGCCACCUAUGCAAGUGAUCGGUCCCGAUGAGAACGGGAUCAAGAAAGUAAUUGAGUACAAGUUCAACGACGAGGGCAAUAAGGUCAAAAUUACCACCACCACUCGCACUCGCAAGCUCGCAAAUGCUCGUCUCAGUAAGCGUGCCAUUGAGAGGAGAAACUGGGCUAAAUUCGGCGACGCUGUGCGCGAAGAUGUCGGUAGCAGACUCACCAUGGUCUCCACCGAAGAGAUCUUGCUUGAGCGCCCUCGUGCUCCUGGUAGCAAACCAGAAGAAACAAAGGUUGCAGGAGAUUCCUUGGCUAAACUUAGCAAAGGAGGUGCUGUUCUCAUGGUGUGUAGGACUUGUGGUAAGACGGGUGACCACUGGACAGCAAGGUGUCCCUACAAGGAUCUUGCUGCACCAUCUGAGGGAUUUGUUGAUAAGCCCACUGCAUCAGAAACCACAGCUGCUGCUGCUGGUGCAACGAAGGGAACAUAUGUUCCUCCGGGUAUGAGAGCUGGGGCAGAGAGAACUGGAACUGAUAUGAGACGCAGGAAUGAUGAGAACUCUGUCAGGGUCACCAACCUUUCAGAGGACACUCGGGAACCUGAUUUGCUUGAGCUGUUCCGGCCUUUUGGUGCUGUAAGUCGUGUUUAUGUUGCUGUUGAUCAGAAGACUGGCAUGAGCCGAGGUUUUGGUUUCGUGAACUUUGUGAACAAAGAAGAUGCUCAGAGAGCAAUCAACAAACUGAAUGGUUAUGGGUAUGACAAUCUCAUUCUGAGAGUUGAAUGGGCAACACCAAGGACAAACUAGAUUCUUCUUUUCAUCCCCAGUUUUAAUGUUCUACAAUAACAAUUUUGUCUAUUGUAAUAUUUUUGAACUCCCAAAAGAAUGUGGAUGUUGCAUGGUUUUGAGACGAUGUGGCUUUUUAUAAAAGUACUUUGUAUGCACAUGAUUUAACUUUUGCAUUACGUUCAACCUUUUCAGUA